AUGAAGCUGAACGUCAAGAAUAUUCGGUACCUCUCCGCCGAUGAUUGGCGUGUUCUCACUGCGACAGAGAUGGGCAGCCGCAACCAUGAAAUCGUGCCAACCCCCCUGAUUGCUCAGAUCGCCGCCAUCCGCUCUGGCGACGGCGUCCACCGUUGCAUCUCCAACCUCGCCAAGAUCGGCCUCAUCGCCAAAGUCCGCAACGCAAAGUACGACGGCUACCGACUCACGUAUGGCGGUCUCGACUACCUCGCCCUCCACACACACCAAAAGGCCUCGACCGUCUACUCGGUCGGCAACCAGAUCGGCAUAGGCAAAGAGUCGGACAUCAUAGUCUGCGCAGAUGAGACGGGCAGGCAGCUGGUGCUCAAAAUCCACCGUCUGGGUCGCAUUUCUUUCCGUACCGUCAAGGCGAACCGCGACUACCUGCGGAAUCGCCAGGGUGGUUCGUGGAUGUACAUGUCGCGCCUCGCUGCUCUGAAAGAGUUCGAAUUCAUGAAGGCCCUACGAGCAGAGGGAUUCCCUGUACCCGAGCCGAUUGGUCAGAACAGACAUACCGUCGUCAUGAGCCUCAUCGACGCCUUCCCGAUGCGCCAAAUCUCAAAGGUCGGUAACCCACAGGAGCUCUACGGUGAGCUGCUCGCCAUUAUCGUUCGCCUCGCGCAGCACGGUCUCAUCCAUGGUGAUUUCAACGAGUUCAACAUCCUAGUUGAAGAGAGAACAGAAAAAGACGGCAGUUUGUCACUGGUGCCAACCCUCAUCGAUUUCCCGCAAAUGGUCUCCAUUGACCAUGCCAAUGCCGAAUACUACUUUGACCGCGAUGUGGCUUGCAUAAAGCGCUUCUUCGAUCGCCGUUUUGGCUUCACGAGCGACGAGCCGGGUCCUUUCUUCAAGGACGCCACAAAGAAGCUCGUCAAGCGGUUAGAUGUCCAAGUUCAAGCUUCCGGCUUCAGCAAAAAGAUGGCCAAGGAACUGGAAUUAUACAUGAAAGAGCAUGGUAUCGAUGGCGACGCUGGAGAUGUCGCCACUGGAGCAGACGGGGAAGAGGUGGACGACGACGAUGACGCUGAUGACGCAGGCGAUGAUGAGGAAGUUGAAGAUGAAGAAGACGGCGGUGUUUCCCUUGAAGGUGGCCCAGUAGGCGACGAUGUGUCUGCUCCCAGCGAUACGAUUGCAGAUGGGCAGUCAACACUAGCUGCACAGAUGACUAUACUGGAGAUAAGGGAUAACGACCCGUUACCAGAUCUCAAGGAUAUCAAGCCACCGCCACCUUCGGAACCCACCAUGACCACCAAGGCCGCUAAGAAGAAAGCCGGCUGGUCUAUAUAG
Alternaria infectoria is the source of this 1326-nucleotide messenger RNA. RefSeq lists its product as uncharacterized. Gene Ontology annotation, molecular function: ATP binding; protein serine/threonine kinase activity. Lineage: Eukaryota; Fungi; Ascomycota; Dothideomycetes; Pleosporales; Pleosporaceae. The record is from RefSeq and is a predicted model, not a curated record. Gene Ontology annotation, biological process: maturation of SSU-rRNA; protein phosphorylation. Bases 1 to 1326 code for a protein of 441 amino acids. The transcript has 2 exons. Gene Ontology annotation, cellular component: nucleus; cytosol; preribosome, small subunit precursor.